AAACAUAAACAAACUACCGCAUUCGUUUCGUGUGUGAUCGAUCGUGCGGCAGAGCAAUUACGUUUAGGUUUAGGUUUAUCCAAUUUAUGUUAUCUAAAGAUUACAUUUUACCAAAAAACAACUUAAAUUAUGCCUGAAGAUUCGGAAAUAUACACCUAUCUUCGGUCGGUGAGCUGCUGUCGAACUUGUUGCCUUCGGUAUUUGAAAGGCCGAACGGACGAUUUCCUGAACGUUGAGGAAGCACUCAAAAAGAGGGGAAUUAGCCUGAGCACCACUGAUCUGCCAGCGAAUGGGGACGAUAAUCCACCGAAGCGCAUCCGCGAGAAUGUGUGCGUCGCCUGUUUGGGAAUAUUCGAGUCGGAUCUGAUGCAAUCUCUCCUGGAUCAAGUUGGCUCGAGUAGCGAAUUCAAACGGUACGAAUGCCAAGGUUUCACCAGUUCCAUCUUCCUGCCGAUAGUGUUCCACCUGCGACAGCUGUCGCUUUGGAUCGCCCUGAUGGAGAAGUUCCCUGGAAGAUUCGAACAGGACUUGCCAGCGCCGGAUGUUUCGGUGAAGGAUGCCUUCAAGAUGGUAUUGAACCGGAAGCUGGAGGAAGCGCUGGGGAAGCCAUUCUCGGUCAAUGGGGUAGCGAUUAACGUCCUGUUCAAGUAUGCAAAGGACGAUGAGGAAAUUCGGCUGCUGGCAAAGGUCAAACCGGAGGUUUUCGUGAACCGGAAGGCGAACAAGCACUGCCGGAAGGAAUUCAUCACUAGGAAUGCAUUCGAGAAGAACUUCACUCCGAGCAGUUUAAGCUUGGAGCAGUACCGGAAGCACAUCUCGGUUCCACCGGCAAUCCAAGACGAUGGAAUUGUUCUGGAGAAAAUCACCUUCACCGGUCCGACCGUGUUCCUCGCCGGGAGAUACUGCAAGAUUUCCCGGGAACUGAGUCAAACUCCGUGGGUGAUCGAGGGGAAGCGGAAGAUGGAGAAUAGCGUGCAGGAGAUAAUGACCGCGGUGGUGGCUCCGUACUUUGAGGUACCCGAGGACAGUUUGAUAUUCAGCUCCAGCGGCCGAGAGGAUGUGGACGUGAGGUGUCUGGGAGAAGGGCGUCCGUUUGUGUUGGAGAUUCCAGGUGCUUUCAGGGACUUUUUGGAGGAAUCGGCCGCGGCGGAGAUGGAGAGCGCAAUCGAUAAAUCGAAACAGAUUUCAGUGAAGGAUCUCCAGCUAGUGGACCGGGAAGAACUGACCCACAUUAAACACGGCGAGGAGAGCAAGCGAAAGUUCUAUCGGGCGCUCUGCGUUCUGGAUCGACCCGUUUCGCUCGAGGUCCUCAAAGCCCUCAACAUUGAGGAACCGUUCGUAAUCGAGCAGUGGACUCCGUUGAGAGUUCUUCAUCGGCGGCCUCUGCUACCUCGCCCGAGAACGAUUCACAGUGUAAAGGCUUUCGCCUGUCGGAACAAUGAGCGUGCCAUUGUGGUGGAUGUAGUGACCCAGGCAGGGACCUACAUCAAGGAGCUUGUUCAUGGGGAUUUCGGAAGGACCAAACCUAGUUUUAAGAGUAUCAUUGGACAACCGAUUGACAUCCAUGCGCUGGAUGUGAUGGCCAUCGAUCUGGACUGGCCCAAGCGGUUGAGGAGGUAAGUGUGCGAUGGGGAAAUGACGCGAUAGACAACGCAAGAAUAAAGGGAAUUGUAGGACUAUUCCAGUUGGAUGAUCCUCAGUGAAA
Molecule: messenger RNA, 1705 nt
Organism: Aedes aegypti (yellow fever mosquito)
Lineage: Eukaryota; Metazoa; Arthropoda; Insecta; Diptera; Culicidae
Gene: Pus10
Product: putative tRNA pseudouridine synthase Pus10
Exons: 3
Coding region: 130-1620 (496 amino acids)
Biological process (GO): tRNA pseudouridine synthesis
Molecular function (GO): RNA binding; pseudouridine synthase activity
Source: RefSeq, a predicted model, not a curated record